This is a messenger RNA of Loxodonta africana (African savanna elephant), 931 nucleotides long. It is a transcript of the gene CA7, whose product is annotated as carbonic anhydrase 7. The transcript has 7 exons. NCBI's taxonomy places the organism in Eukaryota, Metazoa, Chordata, Mammalia, Proboscidea, Elephantidae. The record is from RefSeq and is a predicted model, not a curated record. Bases 1 to 795 code for a protein of 264 amino acids. Gene Ontology annotation, biological process: regulation of intracellular pH. Gene Ontology annotation, molecular function: carbonate dehydratase activity; zinc ion binding.
AUGACCGGCCACCACGGCUGGGGCUACGGCCAGGACGACGGCCCCUCACAGUGGCACAAGCUGUAUCCCAUUGCCCAGGGCGACCGCCAGUCACCCAUCAACAUCGUGUCAAGCCAGGCUGUGUACUCACCCAGCCUGCAGCCACUGGAGCUUUCCUACGAGGCCUGCACGUCCCUCAGUAUCACCAACAAUGGCCACUCUGUCCAAGUGGACUUCAAUGACAGCGAUGACCGCACUGUGGUGACUGGGGGCCCCCUGGAUGGGCCCUACCGGCUCAAGCAGUUCCACUUCCACUGGGGCAAGAAGCACGGCGUGGGCUCUGAGCACACAGUGGACGGCAAGUCAUUCCCUAGUGAGCUGCACCUCGUUCAUUGGAAUGCCAAGAAGUACGGCACCUUUGGGGAGGCAGCCUCAGCACCCGACGGCCUGGCUGUGAUUGGUGUCUUCUUGGAGACAGGGGACGAGCACCCCAGUAUGAACCGCCUAACAGAUGCGCUCUACAUGGUCCGGUUUAAGGGCACCAAGGCCCAGUUCAGCUGCUUCAACCCCAAGUGCCUCCUGCCUACCAACCGGCAAUACUGGACCUACCCCGGCUCCCUGACGACACCCCCGCUGAGUGAGAGCGUCACCUGGAUUGUGCUCCGGGAGCCCAUCAGUGUCUCUGAGAGGCAGAUGGAGAAGUUCCGGAGCCUGCUUUUCACCUCAGAGGAUGAUGAGAGGAUCCACAUGGUGAACAACUUCCGGCCACCACAGCCACUAAAGGGCCGUGUGGUCAAGGCCUCCUUCCGGGCCUGAGCUACCCACCUGACCAACCAGCCAUUAGGGCACCAUCUUCCCAAGGGCUUCCAUGUCAGCAGACACCAAACCAUCUGAGGCUCCCUGUCUGGGGGGUGCUGUGGACCCCCUCAAGCCAGCUUGCUCCUUGCCUACC